GCUAGACAAGUUGUGCAUCCACCAGACAGACGAGAACUUGAAGAAGCAGCAACUCCUUGCCCUGCCGGUCUUUGUGUCCAGGUCCUCCAGGAUGCUGGUGCUUUGGGAUGAAACCUACUUUGAACGUCUUUGGUGUCAGGUGGAGUUGGCCACAUUCAUCAGGCGUGGGGAUCAGCACGGGCUGGACUUCCAGCCCUUGUGGCUCGCGCCGUGGCUGGUCAACUGCAUUUGCUUGGAGCUAUUGAGUGCGGUAGUGGCGGAGUUGUGCGAGAUCUUGAGCCCGACGGCCUCAAACACCGGCGAAGUUCGAGACAUGUUCAGUGGGAUUUUCGGAGACACGCGUAGAACUAUCACAUUCUGCGUUUACUGCUUUGAAUGGCUCGUUUCCUCCGCUAUCAUCUACUUGCCGAUGAUGAUCCCUUGCUUCUAUUCCUUCUGGCGAAAGCUCCAGCAGCACGAGCACAUGCUGCUUCAGAUGGCAAACUUCAACAUACGAGAAGCAAAGUGCUCCUUGAUGCAUGAUCGAGUUCUUCUAGAACAACAAGUGGAGGAGAUGCUUGGGAAUACGCAUCACACACCAGCUGAGUUGGUGACAAUCAAUGUUGAUGAGCCAAAUUCCGACAGCGCAGCAGCUGCUCAUGAUCAUGGAGUGGAUCAGCCGAUGACCCAUGUGGUGAUGCCACGGGAGCUGGGUGGAAGCAGAGAUGCGCUGGAUAGCUUCAACGCUUAUGUCAGGGGCCCGUUGCACGAUGUAGUCCUUGCGCAGAUUGGCACCGAGCACUACGUACCUUGGCACUUUUGCAUGGUCGCUCUCUUGCCGGAUGUAUUCUAUUCAGCAGUGAACAUUCUUGGCUGCGACAAUGGUCUUUGUCAGAAGUCCGCAAGUGAGGCUGGUUUCACCUCGGUCGCCCAAUACAUGGUCACACAAGCUCUAGCUUGGCUCGUUUGCUUGCUGUUCUCGAUCCCUUUGGCAUAUCCAAUCCUUCUGCGUAUGAUCAAGUUGACUAUAAAGAUCAGCAAUGGGCCGUUGCAAAGCUUGGUGGUCAUGCUGUGCUGCCCCGUGGCGUACGCUGUCUCGAACACCUGCAGCGGCAUUGUGUGGGGAUGCCUUUACUUGCUUGCCAUGGACUACUCGCCGGUUUGGUUUGCUGGAUUCUUGAUGUUUCUCAGUGGGCUCGUUCUAACUUUCUUUCUGCACUUCCUGAAGCACGAGAGUCAGACAGUCUCCUGCCGGUGUCUCACGCGCCAGGUAGAUCCCUCUGUGCCAUUGAUGCCCGAACGGGCUUGCUUGCUGUAG
This is a messenger RNA of Symbiodinium pilosum, 1297 nucleotides long. The record is from the annotation of a GenBank genome assembly. Lineage: Eukaryota; Dinophyceae; Suessiales; Symbiodiniaceae.